AAAAGAUCAUUUUGCACAUUACACGCAGCAAAAGUGUCUCAAUAAUCGCCUUCUUCUCUCUUCUCGAUCGCCGUCACGCUCCUCCCGAAUCUCCGGUUUUGAGUGUUUUGGAGAAUGGUGUUUUUCCGCAGCGUAACGGCCUUAACUAGGCUGAGGUCUCGCGUUGGGCAACAAUCUUCACUCAGCAAUUCAGUGAGAUGGAUUCAGAUGCAGUGCUCUACCGAUAUGGACCUCAAGUCGCAGCUGCAAGAGUUGAUUCCGGAACAACAGGACCGUUUGAAGAAACUGAAGUCAGAACAUGGGAAGGUCCAACUGGGAAACAUCACUGUUGAUAUGGUAAUUGGUGGGAUGAGAGGGAUGACUGGAUUGCUCUGGGAAACUUCAUUGCUUGACCCGGAAGAGGGAAUACGCUUUAGGGGCUUGUCAAUUCCUGAGUGCCAGAAAGUAUUACCUGCUGCCCAGUCCGGAGGAGAACCAUUGCCCGAGGGUCUUUUGUGGCUUCUUUUAACUGGAAAGGUACCUAGCAAAGAGCAAGUUGAAGCACUAUCAAAAGACUUGGCGAACCGUGCUGCUGUGCCAGAUUAUGUGUACAAUGCCAUCGAUGCCUUGCCUUCCACAGCUCAUCCAAUGACUCAAUUUGCUAGCGGUGUUAUGGCUCUCCAGGUGCAAAGUGAGUUCCAAAAGGCAUAUGAGAAUGGAAUUCACAAGUCAAAGUUCUGGGAGCCAACAUACGAGGAUUGCCUCAACCUGAUUGCUCGUGUUCCUGUCGUAGCUGCAUAUGUUUAUCGGAGGAUGUAUAAGAAUGGCGAUUCCAUUCCCUCAGAUAAAUCUUUGGAUUAUGGUGCAAAUUUUUCCCACAUGUUGGGAUUUGAUGAUGAUAAAAUGAAAGAGCUCAUGAGGCUUUACAUCACUAUACACAGUGAUCAUGAAGGUGGAAACGUUAGUGCUCACACUGGUCACCUGGUCGGUAGUGCACUUUCAGAUCCAUAUCUGUCAUUUGCAGCUGCAUUAAACGGUUUAGCUGGGCCACUCCAUGGUUUGGCUAAUCAGGAAGUUUUGCUUUGGAUCAAAUCAGUUGUGGAGGAAUGUGGAGAGAACAUUUCAAAAGACCAGCUGAAAGAAUAUGUCUGGAAAACAUUGAACAGUGGCAAGGUUGUUCCCGGAUAUGGACAUGGUGUUCUUCGCAAAACUGAUCCAAGAUAUGUAUGCCAAAGAGAAUUUGCCUUGAAGCAUUUACCUAAUGACCCUCUUUUCCAGCUGGUCUCAAAGCUAUAUGAAGUUGUGCCUCCCGUUCUCACCGAACUCGGAAAGGUGAAGAACCCAUGGCCAAAUGUUGAUGCUCACAGUGGAGUGUUGCUCAACCACUAUGGUCUUACCGAAGCAAGGUACUACACCGUGCUCUUUGGUGUCUCAAGGAGUCUUGGUAUCUGCUCUCAGCUAAUAUGGGACAGAGCUCUUGGAUUGGCACUUGAGAGGCCAAAGAGUGUUACAAUGGACUGGCUUGAUGCCUUCUGUAAGAAAGCUUCAUCUGCUUAAAGCCACCAUUCACUCUCUUGUUGAGUUGUUGUUCCAUUAUCUUCCACACUAAAUAGCCUUUCCUAUUGAAAGAAACGUUGAUCAUGUAGAAAUUGUUCAUCCUGAGUUUUUAUUUUAUUGUCCCUGAGAAAACACUUACAGUGUGCAAAUUUGCAUACCGAUAAUAAAUAAAACAUUUGUAUUCAGUUUUCAUAACCUCAAUCAUCAAUAAUCAAUCUUAAAUAACAUAAACAGAUGUAUUCAAUUCGCACAAACCUCCAUCAUCAAAUAUCAAAGAGAUGCACACAUUGAAUUGAGAAAGUAACAAGACUGCAGAAAGUAAAAAAAAAGAAAAAAAAAGACAGAACAAUACUGAGUAUAAUCAACAAGAAACAUGUUCUGCAAAGAAGAUUCACGAGCUGUUGUUCUUGUCCUUAUUGGUACUAGUAUCCUCAUCAACAUCAUCAUCACCGAUUGAGGCAGUGAAGUUAAGCCUCUCUUCGGUGUUGGCAGUGAUAACAGGCAACCAAACAUCAGCAGUGCCGCUAAGAAGAGUCUGAACUUGAGGAUCAGAAGCAAGAGCAGAUGAGAUCAUCUCAUCAACAUCGUCAAGCUUUGCUGAUAACUUAUCCAAUUCAUUAGCAAUCUCCACCUCAGUGAGUGGCUGAGACGACUUUGAUGGCACUUUGGUGACUUCUAAGCCAAGAGCUUCGAUCUUCGAACGUAAUUCCACUUCCUCUGUAUUCGUCAAAGAUUCAACCUGACGAAGAACACCAUAACAAUUCCUAUAACAUAUUCUAACCAACACAAUCGAAAUAAUCAAAAGCUAUUCAAUCUAAGACGAAUCCGAUUUUGAGAUCAUUGAAAUUGGAACAUGAAAUCAGAUCAUAAGGAAUUGGGAUCGAAACCUGAUGGAGAAGACCAGAAAGAAGCUGGAAGAGCUGCUCGUCCGGUUUUCCAUCCGCCAUUGAUAGAUAGAUUGAUUGAUUGAUCAAAGCUCUCUCUCUCUCUCUUCUUUUUU
This is a messenger RNA of Eruca vesicaria subsp. sativa (arugula), 2536 nucleotides long. The record is from the annotation of a GenBank genome assembly. Lineage: Eukaryota; Viridiplantae; Streptophyta; Magnoliopsida; Brassicales; Brassicaceae.